AUGGAUCAGGAGUACGAUGAGUUUGGAAAUUUGAUCGGCGACCCCUUCGACUCCGAUGCCGAGUCCUCUAGCAAUUCCAUGCUAAGCGAUGCCGAGGCCCUGGACGACCAGCAGAGUCUCCACGAACAGAACGAAUCGACAUCACAGGCACUUAUCAAGCACGACAACAACGCACACCAACCAGAAAUAACAUACGUAGCGCCCCAGAUCACCAACGAGGCCAUCAUCACACCCGCCGAUGAUACGCACAUCAAAAUCGAGAUAGACCACUCGAAGUUGCCUCCUCUCAAAUACGACUAUCAAUACGUCAAUUCCUUGGCCAACCAGUUGCCUGAAAGAAUAAGAAACAUCAGUGUGGUGGGAGGUUUGCACUCGGGAAAAACUUCGUUCUUGGAUCACCUCAUCUAUGAUACAUAUACCUCGGUGCCACGAAAAUCCGAUGAUAAACCGACAAGAUUGUUGGAUAACCAUAGACUCGAGAUAGAUAGAGGUAUUUCCAUCAAAAACUCACCCAUGACUCUCCUCCUCCCAGACUUGAGCCAAAAAUCUUACAUUUUCAACCUAAUGGAUACACCGGGCCAUUUUAAUUUCCUCAACGAGUCCAACACCUCCCUCAAUCAUGUGGAAGGGGCAGUUCUAGUGGUUGACAUCGUAGAGGGAUUCACCCCAAGAGACAAGCAGAUAGUUUCCCGGAUUUUGCUCAACAAUAAACCCAUCGUUCUUGUGAUCAACAAGAUCGACAGAUUAAUAUUAGAGUUGAACUUACCGGUUAAUGAAUCAUACCUCAAGAUAAACGUCACUAUUGAUGAAAUUAAUCAGUUCAUCAAGAACCACGAGUUCUUCUCACUGUAUAAAUACAACCACAAACCCUUGUUGCCCAAUUUGAAUAACGUCAUCUUCAGUUCGGCAUUGUUUGAGUUCCAUUUCAGUGUCUUGAGUUUUGCCCAAUUGUACAUAGAUGCAAACCAAUUCGAGAUAGACCCUCGUGUGUUUGCGAAAAGAUUAUGGACCGAUCAUUACGAUAAAGCAAACAGCACCUUCACAAAAACUGCCAAGUUUCCUACGGCCUUCGAGAGCUUCAUCUUGGAACCAAUCUACAAGAUAUUUACUCACACCUUAACUUCUAGUUUGAGUGACAAUAAGUUGGAGAAAAUUUUGUGGAGUAACUUUGGGGUAAAGCUAUCGAAACAGCAAUAUAGACAGGAUCACAGGAAGUUAUUGAAAGAUAUAUUCAAGGCUAUUUUUGGUGGCUACAAUGGAUUUGUGGAAGCGGUUAAAGAUAUCGAAGCCCCAGUUGAAGUCAAAGGACCACAUCCUUCAGUAUUUGCUAAAAUCAUUUCCUUGAUAGAAUCCCCAGACACAUUGAAGUUUUCUGCCUUAGUAAGAAUCUAUAAAGGUUCCCUAGAGCUUGGUCAAAAGGUUAAGGUGAUAGGCGACAAUUUUAGUGAAGAUGAUGAAAAUUUCAAGAUCGAGACAAUCGAUGGGUUAUUCAUUCCUGGAGGAAGAUACAGCAUUCCUAUUGCGAAAGCAAGUGCGGGAUCUGUGGUAAUUGUUGAUGGAAUCGACUCUAUCAUCUCCAAAAAGAGUACUACAUCCUCGAUAACGCAGCAGCUAAUCAACAACGACAAAUUACACGAUAAAUCGGUGUUCAAAGUUGCGAUUCAGCCAGAAAACCCGUCCGAAUUACCAAAAUUGCUUCAGGGAAUUAGAAAUGUGAACAAAUCCUACAUUUCAUGUAAUAUUAAUGUGGAGGAAAGUGGUGAAAUUGUAUUAUAUGGUCCGGGAGAGUUGUACUUGGAUUGCAUUUUGCACGAUCUUAGAUUCUACUUCACCAAAGACCUAGAAAUCAAGGUAAGUGAUCCAAUGACAAGGUUUAGUGAAACCAUUAUAGAGACUUCAGCAGCCAAAAUUCCUGUUUCAACCAAAUCUGGACAUAACCAAGUAUCGAUCACGGCCGAGCCGGUUCAAGAUUCCAAGCUCAGCAAGUUUAUUGAAGCAGGAAAGCUUGAUUUAAGUCAGCCAAUAAGAACCACCUCCAAGAUCAUGCGAAACGACUUCGGGUGGGAUGCGUUGGCAGCAAGAUCCAUCUGGAGCUUUGGCCCAGAAGACAUGCAAUUUCCAAACAUAUUGAUGGACGAUACUCUCGAAUCAGAGACGAACAAAGAGCUUAUUUACUCUGUUAAAGACUCUAUUUCAUUGGGGUUCAAAUGGAGUGUAAAUGAAGGGCCUCUAUGCAAUGAGCCUAUCAGAGGUACCAAGUUCAAAAUCCUUGAUGCUGUGCUAAGUGGAUCUGAGAUUCAAAGAUCUAGUGCUCAGAUCAUUCCAAUGACUAGACGAGCAUGCUACACAGGUUUCUUGACUGCUACUCCCAGGUUGAUGGAACCCAUAUACACUGUUUAUUUGACGUGUACAGAAGCAUGUAUCAGGAUAGUCUCCAAAAUUUUGCUGGGUAGAAGAGGUUACAUUCUGAACAGAAAACCAAUCCCAGCCACCAAGCUUUUUGAGGUUGAAGGUAUGGUUCCAGUCAUCGAAUCUGUGGGUUUAGAAACGGAUAUCAGACUUCAUACUCAAGGUCAAGCCAUGUGCAUGUUCGAUUUCAACAAGUGGGAAAUUGUUCCUGGAGAUCCUUUGGAUCAGGAUUGCUUCUUGCCUACCUUGAAGCCAGUCCCCGAGGAAUCCUUGGCCAGAGACUUUGUAACUAAGACCAGAAAGAGAAAGGGUUUGACGGGAGAGAUUACCUUGGAAAAGUACAUUGACCAAGAGUUGUAUGCGAGGUUGAAAGAGAGUGGUGUUGUGGUGUAA
Messenger RNA from Suhomyces tanzawaensis NRRL Y-17324, 2802 nucleotides. It is a transcript of the gene SNU114, whose product is annotated as U5 snRNP GTPase. Gene Ontology annotation, molecular function: GTP binding; translation elongation factor activity; GTPase activity. The record is from RefSeq and is a predicted model, not a curated record. The transcript has 2 exons. Gene Ontology annotation, biological process: mRNA splicing, via spliceosome. The coding region runs from base 1 to 2802 and encodes 933 amino acids. Gene Ontology annotation, cellular component: U2-type catalytic step 2 spliceosome; cytosol; U4/U6 x U5 tri-snRNP complex. NCBI's taxonomy places the organism in Eukaryota, Fungi, Ascomycota, Pichiomycetes, Serinales, Debaryomycetaceae.